UGGAGAGGUUUGGGCUGUGCUUUGUGCUUUGCCGGGGGGGGGGGUUCGGAGAGUGACGGCGGAGGAGCAGCGGGGUCCGUUCCUAAAGGCCCGUGUGCGUGUGUCUGUGCUUGUGGGCGAACGAGACGGACAGAAGUCGUGGGACUUCUCCCUUGGAGCUUCUGUGCCGAGAAUCCGAUGUUGGGCUCGGCUACCUGGCUGAAUACAGCAGAUCAGCCCAUGAAAACUUCUAUUCCUAGCCAAAGGAAGGAGUCCAGCAAAAGGCAGCACCUACUCUUUCAGGCUUGGAAGCAGGAAAGGGGGCAAGAGUUGGAGAGUGUGGAAUCUGAGAAGACAACUGAAAGGUGACAUUUAAGUUGAAGAUGGGUGGUGGAGAAAGAUUCAACAUUCCAGUUCCCCAAUCUAGAAAUAUCACCAAGAACCAUCAACAACUUAAAAAGAGGCAGAAGAAUAAAGACCAGAAUUCACAGAUGAAGACCUAUAUGAAGAAAGAAAGAGGACAUGGAUGCAACUCAUCAUCUGGUGCAUGGCAGGCCAUGCAAAAAGGGGGAAAGAACAAUAUUCACUUCCCCAGUAAUCAAAAUUGGAGUCCUACUUUAACGAAUCGCAACCUGUUUUUCACACCUCAAACCAAUCAGAACUAUGCUGGAGCAAAAUUUAGUGAGCCACCCUCACCAAGUGUUCUUCCUAAGCCACCGAGCCACUGGGUACCUGUUUCUUUUAAACCUUCUGAUAAAGAAAUAAUGACAUUUCAGCUUAAAACAUUACUUAAAGUCCAGGCUUGAGAUGUAACGUUUCAUAUUUUUAGCUAUUUAAAUUUACAGGGUUCAAAAUUUGAGAAUUGUUAUUUGUAACUCCAGAUGCACGGGUGUACAGAACUAGCUGUUCUUGCUGCAUGUAGUCAGUCAUUUGGAAGAGAAGGGAGUGGAAGUUUACAUUCCCCUGAUGUUUUACCUCAAAAGUUGUGUGCUGUGUUCCCUUCACUGUGAAAUAGGUAUUUUCUCUAUAAUCAAUCUAAUCAAAUCCUGAACAGUCACCAUUUAUUGUAUUUAUUGUAAGAGUAAGUGGCACUGUCUCCCAAAAUUGGAAUUGUUACUUUUUGGGAUAGUGUUAGAAAACCAGCUUUUACAUAACGUAAUGUGGCAUUAACUGGAAAAAAAAAAACGCACUGAAAGCUUUAGUCGGGUAUUUUGUUGCUUUUCAAACUUGUGUAAAAUUUGCUAGUUAAGGAAAAACUCUGCAGAGCAGAUUUGCUGAGCAGAGGAGGCCUCUGCCUUGGCACUGGGUAAAGCACAUUAUUCUCUCGUGUGUACCUUUGGGCUUUAUUUGGCACUUUUGAAUUGGUGGACAAGCAUUUCAAGCCUGUGACUAAAGUUGAGAUCGAGGAAACAUAUUGGUACAUGUUCUUGAAAGGAUGGAAGAACACAUUGGGCAAAUGGUAAUUUUGUCUCUCUUCAGCUGGAGAUUGAUUGGGACCUCAGCAAGUCAGACUGUGCCAAGUAGGGACAUUUAGUUGCCAAAAAACUCUAAAAAAUCCUUUGUAUUCCGAUUGCACUGCUGAGUUCUAAAAUAUGUUUUUGUAUCAGGUUUUAAAAUUGUGAAAAAGGUGGAGUAGUUCCUUAGGCUGGUCUUAAAUUCGUUACCCUGUAAUAAUUGUUUAAAGUCACAGUAGCUUGUGGCAGGUGUUAAAAUGUUUUCAUAGGGAAGACAGAGCCAUGUAAAUAAAUGUAAAACUUUGUAGCAUAUGUAAAUUUAUGCUGGGCUUUCCUGCACAGAAGUAUUUUUAGUACAAAACUGGUGAAUGUAAGAUGACCAUGUGGAGUACAUGGCCUGAUUUUUAAAAGAAGAUAUUUUGUUUAAAAAAAGGACAUUGGUGGCUGUGCCCUUGCACUUAACAUACAGUGAAUAUGCACGUUUUACUUGGUUGUGAGCUCAUUUUUAAAGCAAACUCAGUGGAAAAGAGGCUUAUUUAGAAUUUUUUAAUAAAAUAAAAAAACCCAAAAAAAAGCUGCUGAAGUUUAAGAUACUCAUGUUCUGAAUGUAUGAGAGAGGUGUGUAUUAAAUGAGGAAAAAACCUAAGGUGUUUGAAAUCAAAUUGGAUGUUUCACAAGAAAUGCAAAUGGCUGAUAAAGCUGAAGUAUUGUAACAGCAUCUGUUUCUGAAACGACUCAGUGCUACAACAUUAUUUUGUGCCAGUAUUUGCUAGAAUUUGUCAACUUCAGCAUGGGGAUGGGGCAGGUGCCAGCAUGCAGUUUUCAGUGAUGUCACAAUUCAGUUGAUGCUAUAAUAGGAACAGCUGAACUGUGACAGCAGAAUCCAAGGUUAUUUAAAAACACAGUAAUUACUAAAAAAGUGCUUUAACUUGAAAGGGAUUGUGAAAUGUUCUUUGAGAUGUCUUUCUGUACAUUCAAAAUGCAUUGGCAGCUGGCAAUUACCUUACAAAUAAAUAGCUUACAACUCUACUGUUCCAGAUAAGAUGGAAUUGGCAGUCUUUAACCUCAGUGUCUUUGUGAGCUGGAUCUUUGCCAGCAAAUGAGCUGUAUCCCAGUUACAGUUGUGUGUACUCGACUUCAAAUUGUCAAUUGCUAACUGUACAAAUCGGAAAGAACAAAAAUUUAAAUAAACUAAAC
Molecule: messenger RNA, 2630 nt
Organism: Gavia stellata (red-throated loon)
Lineage: Eukaryota; Metazoa; Chordata; Aves; Gaviiformes; Gaviidae
Gene: PNRC2
Product: proline rich nuclear receptor coactivator 2
Exons: 3
Coding region: 363-785 (140 amino acids)
Biological process (GO): nuclear-transcribed mRNA catabolic process, nonsense-mediated decay
Cellular component (GO): nucleus; P-body
Source: RefSeq, a predicted model, not a curated record